CGGCUCGUUGGUUUCCAAAACUGCCGCCAAUAUUUUCUUUGAAAUUCCGAGCGACCACUGGAAAGAACGGGACGCCAUCUCUGGUCCCCCCGUCCUCCCAAAACAGCGAUGGUCUAGAAUCUGGCGGGACUUUCUGGUGCUCGGUGAGCAGGGGAAGGGGAGUGGUCAGGCUGUGCGGGCCUAGGUCGCCCCACACGCCCCUCGGACAGGUGUGAAAGUGAAAGUGUCGCGCGUAUCGGACACAGGUGCGACACUGAUACGCUAACGGGACGAUUUUGAUCUCCCAUAGACUAUAAAUCACACCCCGUGCCCCUACCACCGGGACCGGGAGGGGCGAGGUGGCUGUAGCGUGCCCGGGGCGAGUCGCCGCAGUCCCCACGCGGCCGUGAGCAUACGGCGAAUCCCGAGAGCAGCGGGGAAGACACAAACCUCCGCGGGGCAGAGGCUCCUGUUGGUGGGAGGGGCACGACUAGGGCGCUCCCGGCUAGCACAGGGGGCGAGGUCGGAGUGAAGAGGAAGGUGCUACCCACAAUCCCUUGCAACCAUGGCAGCCUUUUUGGCUAAACAGAUGUUGGGAGAUCAAAUGAAAGAACUGCAGAAUAUAACAGGAGGAGGAAAAGAUGAAGAAGGAGAUGGAGAGAAGAAGGAACUGACUGAGGACGGACAGGACCCAGAGGUGGCCGAGGCCCUGAGGCAACAGGAGGAGGCCAGGAAGGAGAAACAUCGUAAAAUGGAAGAGGAACGGGAGAAGGUCAGGUCAACAAUCAGGGACAAGUACGGACUAAAGAAGAAGGAAAAAGAACAACCUGAGGAGGAGCAACAACCGGAGGGAGAGGACGAGGUCCGUAGUUUAACGAGGGAGAAGAAACCUCCCCCGGGCAUCGGAGAAGAGGAAGAGGAGGAGGAAGGGCCUCUGGAUGAGCUGUGGAAAAUGUUCUCCGAGAAGUUUCCAAGCAUAGCAGAGAAGUUUAGUAAUAAAUAGUGGAAAGGGUGGAGAAAAAUGGUCUACACAUCCAUGUAUGUGUGUCAUUGUCUUUCAAGAUGGUUCUUUGGAUCUUUUGUUUGGGUUCCUUGACAUGGGCAGUCGCUGCUUAUCUUAAGGGGGAUGGAGAAUUUAUCAUCCAUGAUCGUAAUGAAUAACAAGAGACCCUUGAUAAUAUAAUGAUCAUGACAGCGGUGGGAUCAACUUACCCAGUGAGAGGUAAACAAAAGUUCCAUGGAUACAUUUUAUGAGCUGCUGAAAUGCUUGGAGACUCUGGACUGAAUAUUGUUAAAGAUUCUUUACCAUGCAUGGAAACUGAAGCAAACCAAAUGUACAGAGCGGGUUGAGAGAAAAGGGGACCUGGUCUGCUAGCACGAAGCUCUAACAUCGUCUAGGGGUCCAGUCUGAGUUAUUGAUCACAUGAUUGCUCUGUGAGUAGUCUUCAAACAUCUGAAAUCAGGAUGUACAUCUCAGCAACUUGAAAAUGAAAAUAAUCCAUACAUUGAUGUAAAUUGGCAAUUCAAAACUGUGAUGUUUCUCUCAUAACACAAAAACCAUCAGUGUCUGUCCGUGGUGCUGAAACGUCGGUGCCUACUAAAAAAUCCAUCCAUUUGUGUAAUCAGUAACACAAAACAACAGCAAAAGGCCAGGAACCCUGUGAUUUUCUAAUAAAGAUGGAUAUGGCAUGUUGAAGCAUUUUCAUCUCUUGUUCUUUUGUGAGGAUCACAGUGUUGGAUCGUCAGGACAGUCACAUACAGUCAGUGGUGUAAUUGAGUGAUCAAAAACACGGAGCUGGUGGACCAGAUCUGCCUAUUGGUCUGAGCUUUUUCUCCAACCCAUACAGAAGGUAGUCAGUCUGUCCAACGUAACUAUGGAUAUCUAGUAGGCAUAGACAACAUCUUAGUUUCCAUGAAUGUGACUAAGGAUCCUAUGUGUAUAGAGAGUGUACCAUUUCACCAGCCCACAACUCGAUGUAUCAGAAAUACCUGUGAGCUUGUCCAUGUGCAGUGAGGAGGGGGUCUCUACUGACACACUGCAAACAAGAUGGCGUCACCAGCUGCUGGAUUCAUGUCCUGCCUCCUGUCAUAUUCUGCAGAAACAAGGAAAGAAAAAGAAACUUUAACACAUUUAAAGAGGAUGAAGAGAAUGAAGAAGUGGCUGGGGCCCAUGUUCGUGUGUCACUUUUGACCCCUGUGUCCUGAUAACAUUGUGUGGUCCUCAAAAGUCAGGUCUGAGAGUACUUGUAUUUAGGAUAUAGAACAUUAGUAACAAGUCAUACUCACAACUAGACAUGGGUGUUAUACUGUCUCUCAUAGUUCAAGCAUUGGAACAGUGAGUGUCAGGUGAUGUCAAUUAUACUGUAGUGAUGCUCAAUGUGUGGAAAUCAUCAGAAUUCUGUAUUCAUGGUGUUCUCUGUCUCUGUGUGUGUGCUCUUGUACAUAACAUUUCCCAGCACGUUAUGUUGUCCAGUGUGUGACCAUGCAUGGGCCUGUCAGAAUCCAUGGUGGGAAUGGAUGGCUUUUCAGCAUUUUGAUGGAAUAAGGAUAAAUUCAAGUCUUUUUUUGGAAAAAGCAGAUGACAUUGUUUGGAUGAUGCAGAUUUUAAACUUUUAAAAUUUUGAAAACCUAAUCAAAUGAUGCAAUUUAUAAAAGCGACAUAUCUUGGCAAUAAUAAUAUCUGACAGGAUAUGUGAGAUCUAUAGCAAUCACCCAGUUUAUGCCAUGUAUAAGAUCACUUUGUGAAUAUCUGAAUUCAUACACCCUCACCACCCAUGAAUACAGACAGGUCUACUUGUCAAGAGAUGUGGCAUGGUUUCUACUCAAGACCUAAUUGUUAUGAUGCUGCUAGUAACAAAAAUUGUUUUUUACUACAUUUACACUGUAUGUUUUGAGUGCACAUCUUAAUCCAUCAUUCCCUGUCGCUGAUAACAGCUUACUGUCAAAAUUGCUCCUGUAUUCCAUAAUCUUAAGUCUCCUUAUGCUGAUUCCAGUUGAAUAUCACUUCCUGGGAAGACGAAUCUCCCAAGGUGCUUCACGCACAUCAUAGUUGAUGCAGGCCUAAUGCUAUCCUAUUGACAGGCACAAUCCCAUGCCAUCGCAAUGAAAAAUGCUGGCUGAGAGCAAAAUCCUCAUUAUUGCCAAACCCAUUUUGAAAACGAUUUAACUUUCCGAUACUGAAGCUUUAUUAGUGCUUCAUCACCUGUGAAGAAGUCCCAUGUUACGUGGGCAGCAUGUUUCUUGUGCUAAGAUAAGUGUGGUAUUAACAGUGAACCAACCCUUACCGUAAUUCACACCCAUUUUACGACUACUUAAAGACUACAUUGUAGAGCCCCCAGGGAAUGGCUAAUUUCAACACAACACAUCAGUUGGCCCAUUAUCCCUUGUUGUAGAUUCCACAUAACGUUAUAACUGUUUCAUAAAACAGUGAAAUUUAUGUGCAACCUGACACAUUAAGUAUUCACUAGUACCAGUAGCUACAUGUAAGAAAGUAACAGAUUUGUAUGCGGCAAACAGUGCUUUCCACAAAAAACUUUUGCCUAUCAUAAGUUACAUCCCCACACCCUUCUUUUAAUUCUUAUGAAUCUUGUAAUGAACAGUAAGAUGGCCAUAGGUUGUCUACAACAGUCCUUAUUCAGCACAGGCACACUGACCACCCACACCCUGCAUUAUUAAACCCCCCUCUGAACAUCGAUGAUUGCUUUGCACUGAUGUUUGGAGUCACACAAGGCGUGCUCCUGCUCUGUUUGAAGAUGGUGACAUUUGACCCCUGGACACCCAGCCCUGGUUGUCCUGCACAGAAGGUCAUGUUCUCUACUGACCCAGGGUCCAUCCUGCAUCCAUCAUUCAUAGUCGGCCUUGUUAAGCUGACUGGGAAUCAAUAAUAGAGACCAGUCUGCAUCCCAAUGACUUCGUAACAAUCACGGACCAUCAUCUUCAGUCUAAAUCAACUGGAAUCAGCACAUCAGUAAACUCUAUGUGUCUCUCCUUCCAAGAUUAUAAUCUCUAGUCACAAUCAUACGUAUGAUUUCAGUGCGACUUGAAAGUCAUCAAAUUCAUCUGGAUUUUUAAAGAUCUUCAGUGUCACCAAUUUUCACCUGUCUUGAAAAUUGGUGAAGUUGUAUCUUGAAUGUGUAUCAAACUGAGUAGAUUGCAUUGUAGGAAUUUUGUUGUGUGUACAUAAUUAUGUGAUGUUUGUGUGUAAGGCUAUAGUAGUGGAGCACCCUGUGACUGUAUGGUGAAAUAGGCAACUGCAGCAUGUUUUUCCAUGGUAAGGCCAUGCAGAAUUCAUUCCUUGGUUCUUGUCUCCUACCGAAUCCAUACAUCACCACCUAACAGCCUGCUACUGCUAGCACUGUACUGUCUUCAACUCCAUCCAGCUAACACCUGUAAUGUUGACUGUGGAUUGUGAUAUUCCAUGUUUUGGCCAAGAUGUUGAGCUAGGCUUUACAAUGCUAGUGGGACUGGGGAGUUUUUGUACUUACUGAAAAUGGUGCUUGUGUGCUUCAUGAAGUUUUUAGCAUCAUCCUGAAAAGCGAGUACAUGUAUGUGUGAGAGAAUGAGUGGGUGUCUGUGUGUGUGUGUGUGUGUGUUUGUGUGUGUGUGUGUGUACAAAUGUACAUGUAACAUCACUAACCCAUCGUCCCCCAUUUCAAUGGUAGAGCUGUCUCCAUGGAGACUCAAAUCAACAGCC
This is a messenger RNA of Branchiostoma belcheri (Belcher's lancelet), 4672 nucleotides long. RefSeq names its product complexin-2-like. The transcript is spliced from 5 exons. The record is from RefSeq and is a predicted model, not a curated record. The coding region runs from base 545 to 982 and encodes 145 amino acids. Gene Ontology annotation, cellular component: terminal bouton; SNARE complex. NCBI's taxonomy places the organism in Eukaryota, Metazoa, Chordata, Leptocardii, Amphioxiformes, Branchiostomatidae. Gene Ontology annotation, molecular function: syntaxin binding. Gene Ontology annotation, biological process: regulation of neurotransmitter secretion; synaptic vesicle exocytosis; neurotransmitter transport.